Molecule: messenger RNA, 3625 nt
Organism: Alnus glutinosa
Lineage: Eukaryota; Viridiplantae; Streptophyta; Magnoliopsida; Fagales; Betulaceae
Product: pentatricopeptide repeat-containing protein At4g20770
Exons: 2
Coding region: 39-2435 (798 amino acids)
Biological process (GO): RNA modification
Molecular function (GO): RNA binding; protein binding
Source: RefSeq, a predicted model, not a curated record
UUAACGCCCUCAUUUUCAAAACUUGACCCGCGCUAACCAUGGAAAGCAAGACCACCACCUACUUGGCAAACCUCUUGCAGUCUUGCAUUCACAAGAAAGCUCACCUUGCUGGCAAGCUCCUCCACGCUUUUAUCCUCCGCAACGGACUCGCCUCCGACACAUUCCUCGCCAACCGCCUCAUCGAGCUGUACUCGAAAUGCGGCAAAAUCGAUUCUGCUUACGGGGUAUUCGAUAAAAUCGCUCAGAAAGACGUAUAUUCUUGGAAUGCUCUGUUGGGUGCCCAGUGUAAAGUGGGCAACAUACAGGAUGCCUAUGCAUUGUUCGUUAAAAUACCUGACAGAAACACUGUGUCUUGGAACACUUUGAUUAGCGCAUUAGUUCGAAGUGGGCUUGAACACAAAGCGUUGGAUGCGUAUGAUUCGAUGAUUUUGGAAGGAUUCGUGCCUACCCAUUUCACGUUGGCAAGUGUAUUUAGUGCAUGCAGCGCGUUGUUGGAUUCAGAGCGUGGUAGGAGAUGUCAUGGUCUUGUCAUUAAGAUUGGGCUUGAGAACAAUAUGUUUGUGGGUAAUGCUUUGUUGUGUAUGUAUGCGAAGUGUGGCCUUAUUUGGGAUGCAAGUCAAGUUUUUGGGGACAUGCAAGAGCCUAACGAGGUCACAUUUACAGCGAUGAUGGGUGGGUUAGUGCAGACGGAUCGUGUCGUGGAGGCUUUGGAAAUGUUUAGACUGAUGUGCAGAAAAGGAAUUCGUAUCGAUUCUGUCUCGUUGUCGAGCACUUUAGGUGCUUGUGCCAGAGGGGUAUGUGGAGAAUUUGGUCAGGAUGAUCCGACCGACGUGCUUUCUUCUAACAUUCAUGGGCGACAAGUUCAUGGCCUCCUGAUUAAACAUGGAUUUGAGAGAGAUCUUCAUUCAAAUAAUUCAUUGCUUGAUAUGUACGCAAAGAAUGGAGACAUGGAUAGUGCUGAGAAGAUUUUUACUAAUUUGCCUGAAGUCAGUGUUGUCUCUUGGAAUGUUAUGAUAGCUGGGUAUGGCCAGAAAUUCCAAAGUGAGAAAGCUGUGGAGUAUCUGCAAAAAAUGCAAUGUUGCGGUUUUCAACCGGACGAGGUCACUUAUAUUAAUAUGCUUGCGGCGUGCAUCAAGUCUGGGGAUAUUGAAACUGGGCGUCUAAUGUUUAAUAGCAUGUCAUGCCCGAGUGUGAGUUCAUGGACUGCCAUACUCUCUGGCUAUGCCCAGAGUGGGAACCAUAAUGAGGCAAUAGAACUGUUUAGGGAAAUGCAAUUUCGAAGUGUGCAAUCUGAUCGGACUACCUUGGCCAUUAUCCUCAGCUCAUGUGCAGCAAUGGGGCUUCUGGAAUCUGGAAAGCAGGUCCAUGCUGCCUCACAAAGGUCUUCCUUUCAUACUGACGUAUAUGUUACCAGUGGAUUAAUUUCCAUGUAUUCCAAGUGUGGGAAGACAGAGAUGGCAAAGCACAUAUUUCUUAAUACACCUGAAUUGGAUAUUGUUUGCUGGAAUUCAAUGAUAGCUGGUUUUUCACUUAAUUCUCUAGACAUGGAAGCUUUCACUUUCUUCAAGCAGAUGAGACAAAAUGGAAUAUUUCCCACGCAAUUUUCUUAUGCAACUGUACUGAGUUGUUGUGCCAAACUAUCUUCUUCAUUUCAAGGGAGACAGGUUCACGCCCAGAUAACAAAAGGUGGAUAUGUUAGUGAUAUCUUUGUGGGGAGUGCUCUUAUUGAUAUGUAUUGUAAAUGUGGUGAUGUAGAUGGGGCCAGGCGGUUCUUUGAUAUGAUGUCCUGUAAAAAUACUGUUACUUGGAAUGAAAUGAUACAUGGGUAUGCACAAAAUGGAUCUGGAUAUGAGGCCGUUUGUCUCUACAAGGGCAUGGUCAGUUCAGGUGAGAAACCUGAUGGUAUAACGUUUACUGCUGUCUUAACUGCUUGUAGCCAUUCAGGAUUGGUAGAUUUGGGUAUAGAAAUAUUCAAUUCAAUGCAGCUAGAGCAUGGAGUGGAGCCAGUCUCGGACCAUUACACUUGCAUUAUCGAUUCUUUGGGCCGAGCCGGUCGGUUCCAUGAAGCAGAAGUGCUCAUAGAUAAGGUUCCGUAUAAGGAUGACCCAGUUUUGUGGGAGGUAUUGCUUAGUUCUUGUCGUGUUCAUGCCAAUGUGAGCUUAGCGAAAAGAGCAGCAGAGGAACUUCUACGACUGGACCCACAGAAUUCUGCUCCUUAUGUGCUUCUGGCAAACAUCUAUUCGUCUUUGGGAAGAUGGGAUGAUGUGAGGGCAGUUAGAGAGUUGAUGAGUGAUAAACAGAUCAUUAAGGAACCAGGUUAUAGUUGGAUCGAUUAUAAAAAUGAUAUGCAAACCCCUAUGGUGGAUGACGAUCUUAGAAUGGUUAGUGUUGAAGUUCAAGAAGUAAGUGAUGGAACCUCUUGUUAUAAUGGAUAACACAAAGUCAGGCCUAAUAUUUGUCAAAAAGGAUUUAUCCGCAUUUAAAGUGAUAAACAUAGCUGACUACAUGAUUCGUUACAUUUAUAUGUUGACUGAUAUUUGGUUCACUGUGGAAUUAUGAAGUUAAAGCUUUGGCAGUAAUUGAACAAUUUCAGGAACCCCAAGGAUCCUCCCUCCUCAAACUAAGAAAAUAAAAGUCUGUCCUAGCAAAAGCAAAAAGAUAUAAAUGAACAUUGAAAGAAGAUAGGUAUGAAGCUAAGGAUAGUUACUUGGAGAUUCAAUCACCUGAAAUUUGAUGUGGGUUAUUUUUUCUAAUAAGAUUCAUUGUAGUGCCCCAUCCUUGAGGAAUCUCACCAACAGUUGGAGUAUUAUGACAUGGAGGUCAUGGUUUUCUUCACUGCUUCCACCGCUGCAGACAAAUCAAAGGCAAGGAGUUAUAACUUUAUGUGAAAAAUGCUAAGGAUUUGGACCAUAUUUGUAUCUCCCCUCCCAAGAUAACCUCCCAUGGCAGGACCAACACUUGGUGAUUGCUUUUGAAAAGUAGGGCAGGAAUAUCCUUCUGGUUCUCACCAAGGUUUUUAAUGAAGCAAUCACCUUUUGCUGCCAACAAUUUAAAUGGGUUCUGGACAUUCCUCAUAGACAAAAACAGAAUCUUAGACAAGACUUGAUGCUAUAGGUUUCAGCAGGUGAAGCAAGCUACUAUCUCCACUUUUGUGGGACUAGUAUGCAAGAUCCAAUCGCCCAGCUACUACUUGGUAAUGCCUCCCUCAGGGGUCAUCUUUAUGCUAGUUCCUACAGCAUAACUCAAUAACUGAAUCUCUGCACAUUAUCACCAUCAGCCAGCAACUUGGAGCUUGAAGGAGCCAAGCUUACCCUUUUAGGGUUCAAACUUGUUCCUGAUUGCAACUUUUUACAAAGAUUGAAUUAGUGCAUGGUGCUUUUGAAUCAUACUUUGUUAAAAUGCUUGUAAGUGUGAAGAAACUCUUCCUAAAUCCAAUCAAUUCUUUGCUGUCAAGUACGAUACUACUUACCUAUGGUGAUGGUAACAGUGUCAUCCAAUUUUGUGCUCGAAAGUGUCCUGCCACAAAUCCCAUUUCCACAUUUGUAAUGCUAUAGAUGGGCAAAUUGUUAAAUUUCUUGCUUUUGUGAUUGUAUAAUUUCCGAAACAGGCCAAAGUACUUUAUUCU